Paramecium tetraurelia is the source of this 1245-nucleotide messenger RNA. RefSeq lists its product as uncharacterized. Gene Ontology annotation, cellular component: cytoplasm; nucleus. The transcript is spliced from 4 exons. Gene Ontology annotation, molecular function: protein serine/threonine kinase activity; ATP binding. Gene Ontology annotation, biological process: protein phosphorylation; mitotic DNA damage checkpoint signaling. Lineage: Eukaryota; Ciliophora; Oligohymenophorea; Peniculida; Parameciidae. The record is from RefSeq and is a predicted model, not a curated record.
AUGGAAGAAAUUGUUAAUGGAGAGGAUGAUGUCGAGCCGUAAUUUACAUUUAUUACACACACCCGAACUACAUAAUUUCGUAUUUCUGUGAUGAGGAAACGAAUUGAGAUAGCAUCUAUUAAUAGCCUAGAUUAAAUUUAAGUUCCAUUAAGCAUAGAUUAAACUAUCUAUUGGCUAUACGAGGAGGGCCGAGAAAUCGCUUUUGGAUUGAGGUAGGGAGAUCUUACCAAUUAUUACUAUGGAAAUGAGAGUGAGCUGUCCCAUUUUAGGAUAUUGAUUGGGUGCAAAAUUUCAUAUGGAACAUUUAGACAGGACUAUUUCGUUGGUGAUUUAUUGGGAAAAGGCACAUUUUCAGAAGUGACUAGUUUGAGGGAUGGCAAAGAGUAUGCUUUAAAGAAAAUUAAAUUGCGUAACGAGUCUCAUUUAAAGAAUAUUGAAAUUGAGGUAGCUAUUUUGCAUAAGUUAAAUCAUUAAGGCAUCAUCAAGUUACAUGAUGUAUAUCGAUUAAACGAAGACACUUAUGGGUUAAUUACUGAAUUAGUCAUUGGACAAUCUCUGGACUCAAUUAUUAAUAAAUAGAAACAAAAAAAGAGUAAACUGGAAGAACGAGACAUUUAAAUGAUUCUAAAAUAAACUCUAUAAAUCAUUGAUUACUUACAUUAGAAUAAUAUAAUUCAUCGAGAUAUUAAACCUUAACAUAUGAUUUUAUGUUAAAAUAAAACGAUUAAGAUAUUAGAUUUUGGUUUAAGUUCUAAUGAGAGUCAAAUGUCUUGCAACUGUGGUACUCCUGGUUAUUUGCCACCUGAAUCAUUUCGAGAGCAAUCGCUAUACACAUCUAAAGGAGACAUAUUCAGUUUGGGAGUGGUUUUUUAUAAGUUAUUGAAUAGAGGAGUUAGUUGUUUUGAUGCAAAUACACUCGAAUCAAUAAUGAGUAAAAAUAGACGUUGCAUGAUUGAAUAUCAAAUCAAUGGGUAUUCACCUCAAGCUCUGCAUUUGCUCAAAUAAAUGCUUCAAAAAGAUCCAGUCUUGAGAAUCAAUUCGCACGAUGCGCUGAAUCAUACUUAUUUUACUGUCCUCCGUGAAUCCCAGAAUCUAAAAGAAGAUAAAGGGAAUAUUUAUGUUUACUAAGCUCAUCCUAGGCCAUCCCACUUAUCUAGGACGAACAGUGGUGAGUUAGAGAAAACUUCAAAAUGAUUGUAAAUUAUUAUUAAAUAUAUGUUCAUGAUAUUUUCAAUUGGUCAAUUA